AUGCCUCAGGGCGCGUUUAACUACAAUAUGGAGCCUAGCCGGCCUCCUCUGCCACCCCCUGAACCUCAAGCACCAGGUCAAUCGCCAAAUGCGCCUUGGUACGCUGAGAAUGGACGGUUUUACGCUACUUUCCACCCGGGCCAAUACUUGAUGCCCAUAGAUGAGAACGAACUCGACAGAAUGGACAUUAUGCACAAAUUCUUCACCGUGGCACGCAGGCAAGAUGCUCGAGCGGGCGGCCUGCAUGAAGCAAAGAUUAGUAGUGCCGAACCCCGUAUACUCGAUCUUGGGUGCGGCACGGGUAUAUGGGCAAUCGAUAUGGCUGACUCAUACCAGUCUGGCAGAGUCAUAGGUUUAGAUCUAAAUUAUUCCCAACCAGAAAGCAUCCCUGCUACUAUCGAGUUCCGUCGUCAGGAUAUUGAGGAAUAUCCUUGGGGACUAGAGCCAGAUUCCUUCGACUUGGUCCACUUGCAGAUGCUCGCAGGAAGCAUCCGCGACUGGCCUACUUUGUACAAAAACGCUUUACGGCAUCUGAAGCCAGGUAUCGGAAUGAUUGAACAUGUCGAAAUCGACUUUCACCCCCUGAGCGGAGAUAACAGCUUGCCACAGGAUUCAAAGCUCCGCUUCUGGUUCAACGAGCUGCGAUCAGCCUUUGAGCAAGCUGGAAUGCCCUUGAGCCUUGAGCCCGCGCCAGAAUCAUGGCUCAAACAGGCUGGUUUUGAGGACAUCAAGCGCAACAUCAAAGAAAUCCCUUACCACCCUUGGCCAUCUUCCGAGCUCCAAAAGGAAAUCGGACGAUGGUUGAAUAUGGGCAUGGUGCAGGGUAUAGAAGCCAUGAGCAUGGCCCCUCUGACGCGAUACAAAGGGUAUUCAGCUGCUCAAGUUCGUUCCCUACUUGAUGAUGUUAAGCGGGAGAUUUGUACCCGUUCCUUCAGGUCGCAUUGUACCAUGUGA
Molecule: messenger RNA, 954 nt
Organism: Pestalotiopsis fici W106-1
Lineage: Eukaryota; Fungi; Ascomycota; Sordariomycetes; Amphisphaeriales; Sporocadaceae
Exons: 6
Coding region: 1-954 (317 amino acids)
Molecular function (GO): methyltransferase activity
Source: RefSeq, a predicted model, not a curated record